GCUGGCGGCACCACUUCCGAGCACAACGCCCUCGGGGUUGCCAAACUCCAGGCGGGGCCAAGAGAUGCCCCGGACUUGCCAGGGAGGACCCCAGCCGCAAAAGGGGUGGAGGCGGCCGGACCAUCCCCCAGCGGCGUGACCCCCACCCUUCCUCCGGAAAAUUCUUCCUCCCAAAGGACCUGUCCGUGGCUCCACAGAUCCUGAUGAGGCUGUUGAUCGGUCCUGCUGUUGGGGAGAAAAAAAUUGGAGCCCUGACCUUGCCUUGUUGGCCCAGAGGAGCUUCUGCGGAAGCGGCAAGUGGAAGACACUGUCCUCAGUGCACCUGGAAACCUCUGCCUGGGGUGGGAUUUGCCUGCCAUGUCCGUUAUGGUGGAAGCUGGGGAUGACCAGUCAGAGCCAAUGACAUCUGAGAGCAUCAUUAUCAACACGCAGCAGGUGAUGAAGGGCUUGGAGGCUCUGCGGAGUGAGAACAGGAGCAUCUACCAGCGACUCCAGGAGGCUUUGCUGAAGGAACGGCAGCUCAGGAGUGAGAGGGAGGAGGCAGCCGUAGCGGUCAUGGACACGGAGUCCCUGAAUUUGCAGGCUUUGGAGCUGCUGGAGGAGAAACACAACCUGGUCUGGAAGAGCCUGGAGGGGAUUGAACUGGGCAUUGCGGAAGCUCAGGUACUGGCAGAGUGGAAGCUGCUUGCAAUAAGAAACUGCAACUAUUGGCCAAGCUGCGGUGAUGUCACAGGGCGUGCACAGGCUUUCCGGCUACUCAGGGGCAGGCCACGAUGUGAUGCUGAUUGCCUUGUCUUCACACAUCGAAGCCCUGGAGGCCGAGAAGCAGAAGCUGCAGACCCAGGUCAAGCGGCUCUGCCAGGAGAACAUCUGGCUCCGGGAAGAGCAGGCUGCCACCCAACAGCGGCUGCAGCACAGCGAGGCAACCGUGGCCCAGCUGGAGGAAGAGAAGAAGCACUUGGAAUUCCUGAACCAGCUCCAGCAGUUCCAGCCCAGAGCGGGCCAGGGAGGCAGAGUGCAGGCGUAGCAGCUCAGCAAGGUGGUUAUGAGAUCCCUGCUCGCCUCAGGACACUCCACAACUUGGUCAUCCAGUAUGCUUCUCAGGGGCGCUAUGAGGUGGCCGUGCCCCUCUGCAAGCAGGCGCUAGAAGACCUGGAGAGGAGCUCUGGACACAGCCACCCAGAUGUUGCCACCAUGCUGAACAUAUUGGCCCUGGUGUAUCGAGACCAAAACAAGUACAAGGAAGCAACAGACCUACUGAACGAUGCCCUCGACAUUCGGGAACAGACCUUGGGAGUGGAGCACCCUGCGGUAGCCGCCACUCUCAACAACCUGUCAGUGCUGUAUGGCAAGCGCGGGAGAUACACAGAGGCAGAACCAUUAUGCAAACGGGCCUUGGAGAUCCGCGAAAAGGUGCUGGGCAUGGAUCAUCCAGAUGUGGCCAAGCAGCUGAACAACCUGGCACUCUUGUGCCAGAACCAGGGCAAAUUCGAGGAAGUGGAGCAAUAUUACCAAAGGGCUCUGUCCAUCUACCAGACCCAACUGGGCCUCGACGACCCCAAUGUGGCCAAAACCAAGAACAACCUGGCUAACGCGUACGUGAAGCAAGGCAAGUACGAGCAGGCGGAGGAGCUGUACAAAGAGAUCCUGUUGUUGCACGACCUGGACCCAGCCAUCAGGCGGGGAGAUGAGGACAGAAGACAAGUGGGAAGAGAUCGCCAACCGGAGCUGGUAAGGACCUUGAGGGAAGCUGCUUUGGGGGUUGAGGGGGCUCUGGGCCACCUCAGACGCAGCAGUUCCUUCUCCCGGUUCCGAGAGUCGAUCAAACGUGGCAGUGAGAAACUCGUCUCCAAACUCAAAGGGGACAGGGUUCAACGCGGCCCCGUGGCCCCACCCUCAGGGUUGAAGCGGGCCACCUCCCUCAACGUCCUGCACGUGGGCGAAAGACCGGCUGCCGUGUCCCCCCCGCACCCUGGCCGGCCCCUGACCAACUCGCACAGCCUGAGCUCCAGUACCCAGAAUCUCCUGCAGAGCAGCUCCCCCUAGGAUGGGGUGGGCACUUCCCGGCCUUUGUCGUGCCACCAGGGGCUGGGCCGUGAUGGAAGUUCUCCUCCUCCUUUGCCUGCCCCACCUUCCCAACUGGCUUCAGAGGCACCGAGACCCCCAGCACAGCUCGGCUGUUGGCAUCCUCACUGGCUGGAUUGUGCCUUCGCAGAUGGCCGCUGUUUCUCAGGAGAGUGUGUUUGUGGGGGGGGGGGGAGAUACCCAGCAGAAGACUCCAUUGCCCUUCCAGCUGCCUGCAGCGCUGUGCAUUACUCUGCACUCUUCCCUCUGUCCACCCCCCCCCCCCAAUUCUUGGCUGCUGUUACUGUCCAAAGUCACUAUUUAUUCUAUUUAUGCAACUGGGAUUAUGCUGCUCCCCCAAUAAAGAUGGCUGGAAUUAG
Molecule: messenger RNA, 2444 nt
Organism: Sphaerodactylus townsendi
Lineage: Eukaryota; Metazoa; Chordata; Lepidosauria; Squamata; Sphaerodactylidae
Gene: KLC3
Product: kinesin light chain 3
Exons: 14
Coding region: 358-2046 (562 amino acids)
Biological process (GO): axo-dendritic transport
Cellular component (GO): kinesin complex; cytoplasm; membrane-bounded organelle
Molecular function (GO): kinesin binding
Source: RefSeq, a predicted model, not a curated record